UCAUUCACAAACCAACGCACUAAAACUGAUAAGGCUUUUAUAAUGUGAAAAAGUCAGCGGAUUUCACUACCUCAGUACCAUUUAGUGAAGCUAGGUGUUCAUGCAGACAGUUUUCUUCUGGAAGUCCUUCGAGUUAAUUUAAUUGCAAUAUAGUCUAUGUGCUUCCAUCGUCGGUUUGACUUUUUAUCUGCCUAAAGUUGUUUCAUUCUAAGAUCUAAUGGUUAUCGAAUUAUAACCAUAACAGAAAAUCGCAGUUAUCUAUCCACUCAACUUAGAUGUCAAACAAUGCGUUCAAGUAUCUUUCUGUAUGACUUACCCUACCAACCUGUUUUUUAAAAUCAACAACAAUUAGAGGUAUGUGGUUGGCGUACAUGUACCAGCUGUUCACAGAAACGAAGAUAUUUUCUCGAGGGACCUGGUGAGAAAACGUAUUGGUAGUGGUUGUCUUGUCGAUCUGCGAGCAUGGUCAUAGAGCUCGUUGAAUGAUUUUGUUGUCCUAACUCGGACUACUGGCCCUAUAAAUCCAUCAGGUAACCUAAGGUGUAUUGUUUUGAUCAACUUUAUUUACUCCUCUCAUUUGUUGCGGUAUAGUGGCAAUACUUGUGAUUCUCGGGCCUUAGAUUCACCGCCUUUUUUCUUGGCGCUAUCCAACUGAUUCACUGUUGGUGUAAAAGUUCAAAUGUUUCAGGCAACAUAACUUGAUUAGAUCAUAAUGAUAGGCAAGCUCAAUCAUCGUAUCAAGAUACUAGCUGCAGUUCACAUUGUGAGUUAUUUUCGUCCAAAGAACCAUUACAGAUGAGUCUUCCAUAGUUUACCACUGCAAUAAAAAACUUUAAUCAUUUUUCCAAGAACCAAAAACAAGAAUGUAUCAAUCACAUCUAAUCGUCUUCAUAUUUCUAUUUCAAUCAACGAUGCGGUAUUGUGACUAUUUUCAUAUUUGCUGUAUAAUUUACUGAAAUGACCUCCGAGGCUUAUCAUCAGAUUUUCGUAAAAAUAUCUAGAAUGUAAGUGAAUCGUUAUAUCGGUUAGUUGGGUUUGAAAAACUUCUUUUUUUGAAGCCAUACUCAAAGAUGCAGUAACAAACGUCAACAUACCGUAAUGAAUAGUCAGUUCGUCAAAUAACCUCUGUCAGUGCAAAUAAGUCGGUACUGGAUAACAGCUGAUUUCAAACAUGAAGUACUAAAAUAGAUCUUGGGCACUGAGGAACGUCCAAUUGGUUUAUAUUAAAUUAAGAGUGCAAAUUAUAUUCGAAUUAAGAAACUCCCUUUCUAAGUGUAUUUAAUUUUAUUUGUCCAACUAACUGAUUAAAAGUCGUUUCACACACAAUUAACAGAAUUGAGAAAAUUGAGGAAAAAUUGUCACUUGAAUCAAAUAAGCAGACAGAAACUGAACUUACUUUAAGGAAAUUAAUUGAUCAGGUUGAACUUAUGAAACUUGCUGCUUCCAAUUCGAUGCAAACUACAAAACCAAUAUCUGUGAAAAGACAAGGACAUCGGAAAACUUCAUUAACUACGUCCGGAGUCCCGUAUUCACAGAAUGCGGAUCAAAUAUUGAACCCAGGUGCCUUUACAUGCUCUGAUGAAUCGUCGUCUGGUAAUCUACCUAAUCUGUCGAAAAGUGAGAAAACACCCAAUGUAGUCUAUACUUAUAUUGAUAAUUACCUUAAAGCCUGUGUGUCAAGUGUUGAGAAGAAAUUGUUUGGCAAAUUAGACAUCUGCUUUAAUAAAAUCCAAUCACUUGAAGCACAUGCAAAUCAAAAUAAAACUGAAGAUGAUAAUAGACUGACGAAUUCACAAGAAAUCCAUCUAAGUCCAGAAGAAAGUGGUUCAGAUAUGAGUGUUUGCUCUGAAUAUCAGGUUACAUUGGAGCAGCAUAAAAGACGUUUGGAAGAAAUGGAGAAACUAGUCAAACAUUUUGACUCUCCUAUAGUUAAUGAAACUAUAAAAAGUGUUCUAAGCUCUGAAAUUAAAAGUAGACAUCAACAAAAUCGACAAUUGCAAAAACUUUACACUUGUAUAAUUGAGAAGUUCCUGGGAAUCAUAGACAAAUGGCAGCCUAAUUUGAAUAAUCUUGAAAUAAAUUCAAAUUCUGAUAAUGCUGAUUUGAACGGGUCUGAUCGUUCUGUGAAUGAAUCGGAAAAUAAUAACUCUAAGCUGUCACAGCUCUUACUCUUAUUACACGAAGAUUUAAUUCAUUUACAAACAAAACUAGAAAAUGAACCAAUAAAGUAUGGUGAAACAUCCAUUGUGAAGUCUUUUGUUUUUAUGAUAACGUCUAAAGAGUGAUAUCGAAUGAAAAACAUUCGGUUAAGGGUAACAAAGCGACUUCAGUCUCUAGUUCACAAAUACCUUUGAUUUACUAUGUUCAUAAUAUUUCAGUGAAACAUUAUGGUCGUAUUUAACUGAAUACUGUUGGGGAUGUUAGAUCCCCAGAACUCACUAGGUAAAUACCUUAUUUUUGUAAUUUUAUUUUGAAAAUUUGAAUCGUUGUGUUUUCGCGCCAAAAGCGCUCUUUUCACCUUCAUGUCGUAUUUCCCAC
Schistosoma bovis is the source of this 2538-nucleotide messenger RNA. Lineage: Eukaryota; Metazoa; Platyhelminthes; Trematoda; Strigeidida; Schistosomatidae. The record is from the annotation of a GenBank genome assembly.